Messenger RNA from Pleurotus ostreatus (oyster mushroom), 2133 nucleotides. It is a transcript of the gene QNS1, whose product is annotated as glutamine-dependent NAD(+) synthetase. NCBI's taxonomy places the organism in Eukaryota, Fungi, Basidiomycota, Agaricomycetes, Agaricales, Pleurotaceae. Gene Ontology annotation, cellular component: cytoplasm. The transcript is spliced from 19 exons. The record is from RefSeq and is a predicted model, not a curated record. The coding region runs from base 1 to 2133 and encodes 710 amino acids. Gene Ontology annotation, biological process: NAD+ biosynthetic process. Gene Ontology annotation, molecular function: glutaminase activity; ATP binding; NAD+ synthase (glutamine-hydrolyzing) activity.
AUGCAUUCUUUCUCCUUGAAUCAAUGGGCCCUGGACUUCCAGGGAAACCUUGAGCGUAUACUCACCAGCAUUUCCAUAGCGAAGAGCAAGGGAGCUACCCUGCGGGUCGGCCCAGAGCUAGAGAUUCCCGGAUAUGGGUGCUUGGAUCACUUUCUUGAAGGUGAUACCGUUCUCCACUCUUGGGAGGUGCUCGCCAAGAUUCUGGCAUCAGAAGAAGCCAUGGGGAUUCUUUGCGAUAUAGGAAUGCCCGUCGUCCACAAGAAUGUCAUCUACAACUGUCGAGUAAUUAUAUACGACAGGAAGAUAUUGCUGAUAAGACCAAAGAUGUGGUUGGCCAAUGAUGGAAACUAUCGUGAACUCAGGUACUUUACGCCAUGGGUCAAGCAUCGCCAGUGGGAAGACCACUAUCUUCCCCGAAUCAUCCAGACAAUAACCAGACAGGUUAAAGUCCCUUUUGGCGAUGUGUUGGUCAGCACUCAGGAUACUUGCAUUGGCAUCGAGCUAUGCGAGGAACUCUUCACUCCUUCAAGUCCACACAUAUUAAUGGGACUUGAUGGAGCCGAAAUAUUCACUAAUUCCAGCGGAAGCCAUCACGAACUUCGAAAGCUCUACCGUCGCGUUGAAUUAAUAAAGGAAGCAACAUUGAAGCUAGGAGGGGUAUACCUGUAUGCCAACCAACAAGGGUGUGACGGGGAUCGCCUCUACUACGACGGAUGCGCGCUCAUUGCAAUCAACGGCAAAGUCAUCGCCCAAGGCUCCCAAUUCUCUUUGAAUGAUGUUGAAGUGGUGACAGCGACGAUCGAUAUAGAAGACGUACGAGCACACCGGGCCAAGAGUAGUCGCAGCAUGCAGGCCGCUCAGUCUGAGAGAUAUCAUCGCGUCGAAGUACCGUUUGCUUUGAGUGGAGGCAAAUUCGAGGAGGUGAAAUUCGAUGACAUUGCCGGGGUCUCUCCUACACAAGGUCCCGAAGUCAAAUAUCACACCCCAGAAGAGGAGAUCGCAUUCGGCCCGGCUUGUUGGCUAUGGGAUUAUCUGAGGCGGUCGCGUACCCAAGGCUACUUUUUGCCUCUCAGUGGAGGGAUAGACAGCUGCGCCACCGCAGUAAUAGCCCAUUCUAUGUGUCGUAUCGUUGCUGAAGCUGCACGCCGUGGAGAUAAACAAGUGAUCGCUGACGCCAGGAGGAUUGUAGGUGAAUCAGAAGACUCGGGUUACUUACCUUCCGAUCCGAAGGAGUUCGCUGGAAGGAUAUUCCACACCUGCUACAUGGGUACCGAGAACUCCAGUGUUGAGACAAGGAGACGAGCGAAGCAACUAGCUGAAGCCGUAGGAAGCUACCACACAGAUUUGAACAUGGAUACUCUAGUUUCAUCAGUAGUCAGCUUGUUCAGCUUCGUAACGGGUGCUAAACCGAGGUUCAGAGCACACGGAGGGUCAAAUGCAGAGAAUCUCGCAUUGCAGAACAUUCAGGCGAGGUUACGCAUGGUUCUUGCUUACCUCUUCGCCCAGCUCCUCCCUUGGGUAAGGGGCGGGAAUGGUGGCUUGCUUGUCCUGGGCAGCGCAAACGUCGAUGAAAGUCUACGAGGUUACUUCACUAAAUACGACUGCUCGUCUGCGGACAUCAAUCCUAUCGGCGGAAUCAGUAAAUCCGAUCUUAAACGCUUCAUUGCCUACGCUCGUGACGCAUUUGAUUUGCCAAUAUUGACGGAGUUCCUCGAAGCUGUACCUACUGCAGAGUUAGAACCGAUAACUGAGACGUAUGUUCAAGCCGAUGAGGCCGAUAUGGGUAUGACCUAUGACGAACUGUCGGUCUUCGGUCGAUUGCGCAAAGUUGAGAAAUGCGGCCCGUACAGCAUGUUCACCAAGCUGGUCCAUGAAUGGGGAUCACUCUUAUCACCAACACAGAUUGCCGAGAAAGUCAAACAUUUCUUCUUCGAAUACGCAAGGAACAGGCAUAAGAUGACCACCAUAACCCCGGCAUACCAUGCAGAAUCAUACAGCCCUGACGACAACAGGUUCGACUUGCGCCCAUUCCUCUACCCUGCGAGGUUCCCGUGGCAAUUUAGAAAGAUCGAUGAAGUUGCUGCCGCAUUGCCAGAUAGAUCCCAGCAUGCAAGCAAAGACAAGACAGAGUAG